Messenger RNA from Oldenlandia corymbosa var. corymbosa, 1528 nucleotides. The record is from the annotation of a GenBank genome assembly. Lineage: Eukaryota; Viridiplantae; Streptophyta; Magnoliopsida; Gentianales; Rubiaceae.
CUGGCUCCUCCGUAUUUGUUUUCGUAAUAAACAUAUUUAUAAACUUUUAACAAAGAGAAAGAAUUGACGCAAAAUUUGACCACCUCUCUCAGCUCUCGCUUUCCACGAUCUCUUUUCUGUUGGCUUAUUGUCUUUGUUGGUUGCUCCCAACUUCCCUGAUUCCCGAUGGAUUUGGAAUCCUAUUAGAAAUUUAGAACAUUUCCGACAAGAUGCAUUGUCGAUAGAAUUUAUCCUAACCUUAUUAAAAAAAAAACCCAGUUCGAUUCAUUCUCUUAUUCAUCUUAUCCCGUCAGCAAAUUGAAGAGUUAUCUACUUCCAGCGACAAAAAAUGUCAGAAAGAAUGGAAUUAGUGUUGGAUUCAAAUUCAACAGAAUUGCCACAUCUGGAAAUCCAGCUGCCAGAAGCCUGUGACGGACAUAAGCACCACUCUCAUCAGCUUAAGUUUUCAUGUAGUCAUGUAUGUUCAUUUGCAAAUGAAGAACAUGGUAGUACAGAAUCUGCAGAACGAUCGAAGUCAAAGGUUAAACUUUUAGGGCUCAUAAUCUUUUACUCAAUAGUCAUGAUAGUUGAGGUUGUGGGAGGAAUGAAAGCCAACAGCCUUGCAGUACUCACUGAUGCAGCACACUUGCUUUCCGACAUUGCUGGAUUUUUCAUCUCUCUUUUUGCCGUAGGUGUAGCAGGUUGGGCAUCAACUCCCCAACAGUCAUUCGGAUUUAGUCGCCUCGAAGUUCUUGGAGCUCUUAUUUCGGUACAGCUGAUCUGGAUCGUCUCUGCCAUCCUGAUAUACGAAGCAGUAAACAGAAUUGUCCACAAAAAUGAAAAAGUGGAUGGGGGACUCAUGUUUGCGAUUGCUGCAUUCGGAUUCAUGGUGAAUUUUGUCAUGAUUUUCUGGCUUGGACAUGAUCAUUCUCAUCAUUUUCAUUCUCAUAAUCAUGCAUGCGGAGGUGAUCACCAUGAUCAUGAUCAUGAUCAUGAAACACAGGGAUUGUGCUCUAUGUCUGGAGAAGAUGCUAAACAUCUUGUACCAGAUUCCCAACCCAAGACAAAGUUCUUAAACAUAAAUAUUCAAGGGGCGUAUUUGCAUGUUAUGACUGACUUGAUCCAAUCUAUUGGGGUGAUGAUAGCCGGAUUUAUCAUAUGGCUGAAGCCAGAUUGGUUGAUUGUCGAUCUGUUCUGCACUCUCAUAUUUGCCAUUUUCGCACUAAGCACAACCAUUCCAAUGCUGAAAAGCAUAUUCAGUAUAUUGAUGGAGGAGACACCCAGCGAGAUUGACAUUGUUCUACUCGAAAAUGGGUUGAAGUGCAUCAAGGGAGUACAGGAUGUGCAUGACCUUCAUGUUUGGUCCAUUACAUCUGGAAAAUUUGUAUUAGCAUGCCACAUAGUGAUCAGAACUGGAGUUGAUCAAAAUGAAAUUCUACACAAUGUUAGGGAAUAUUGUGAGAAAACUUUCAGAAUUCAUCAUACUACUAUCCAAAUUGAACCAGAAGCAUGCUAAAUACUAGCAUUUCCUUCUUAUUCCAUUCUCCCA